Molecule: messenger RNA, 1115 nt
Organism: Coccomyxa subellipsoidea C-169
Lineage: Eukaryota; Viridiplantae; Chlorophyta; Trebouxiophyceae; Coccomyxaceae
Exons: 2
Coding region: 684-953 (89 amino acids)
Source: RefSeq, a predicted model, not a curated record
AUGUAGUGCUACUUUCUUACACCCAAUUUCCUUGCAGGCACAGAUGCCUCCCCAACAUGGGUCACAUCGUGUGACCCAUAAUGCAGCAACUAAACACAGAAAUCCAUUGAAAUUUUGCCAUGCAACUGGUGCAGUGGCAUCAACCGGAGAGGUCUGCAGUGUACAAGUCGCGCAGUGUGACUUGCAGAUACAACUGCUCCUUCACAUCUUGACAAGAUAAUUCAAGAAACAAAAGCAUGGCACUGUCAAAUAGCAGGACCACAAAAGACCUGGGCUCCUUUGCGUCACGCAAGCAUAUCAACAUCAACCGUCUGCAUAAUCAAUUCUCGCUUUCAACCGAGGAUCAGGCAUUUCCUCAUUCCAUGCAUGACAAGAGCGCAUGCUCAAGUAGAGCCUUGAGAAAGAAUGUCCAAGUAUAUCCUAUAAAUUGUCAGGGUCAAGAAGCAGUUGUUAGCUAGAUGGGAAUACUUCCUGUAGAAUGAUUCCCAUCUAGAUAACAGUUGUGCUGCCAAAUGGCCAGCCUGCCAAUGACAUUCCGUUCUUCUGUCUAUUAAUGACCCAAUUCUUCACUAAAAAGUGAGGCAAUAAAGUUGCUCUGAUGCAUGUGGCAAAAGGAGUACUCGCGGCUGCAAACCUCGAAAUACCCACAAACACGCUCUGUGCUAAUAAGCAGAUUGCCCUGAAUGUGGUUCAAUAGACCACACAGAUUGACUACAGAUUCACGUCACACAAACAAAUAUGGAAGCAGCACCUCUGCUUUCAAAAAAUUUGGCCACCGCAACCAAAGAACAAACCAGAGGAUAAUGAAGCGUGCAAGCAUGCUGCAGCGCAAUUCUCAGCAUGCUUGCGUUGCUUUCGACCUCGGUGUUUGCUGUUAUUGGGCCACAAACAAUCUCCUCUCUUUCCGGAUGCGACCUAAUAAAAGAAACCAUUCUGGCUCCACCCUCAAAUAGGGUGUGUCCUCAGAAUAUAUUCAGAAGUGUCAGCUGAAGCCCUUGGAGCGGACUUCAGCAGCAGAUCUGCCAGGCCACUAUGCAGAGAGAGAAACGGCCAUUCACUGGUGUCAUGUGUAUCAAGUAAUGCCCUGAUGAGGCUCUCUCACAAAUAGUAUGCGC